Molecule: messenger RNA, 2016 nt
Organism: Puntigrus tetrazona (Sumatra barb)
Lineage: Eukaryota; Metazoa; Chordata; Actinopteri; Cypriniformes; Cyprinidae
Gene: kctd14
Product: potassium channel tetramerization domain containing 14
Exons: 2
Coding region: 927-1652 (241 amino acids)
Biological process (GO): protein homooligomerization
Molecular function (GO): protein binding
Source: RefSeq, a predicted model, not a curated record
UUAAUAAAGCAGUGUUUGAUUGAGGUAACAUUUACAUUUGAAUAUUGUAUAAUAUAUACAAUACAAUGUUGCAUUCAGUGAUUUUUGUUUAGCUCCAUGGGCCCCGUUGUAAAAAAAAAAUGCUAAUGCUUCAUGACACUCCCAGCUGUUUGGGUUCUUUGGAGUAGAAUUAAGGACAUGUACACGGUUGCACACAUGUGCAUUGUAUAUAUUAGACCACAAUUUCAACCUUAUAGAUUGUUAAUGGCGUUUAAAUUGCAUGGCUUUCUACAGUCUGAAAUGACUUGCUUUAUAUUAAUUUGCCUAAACUAUGCACUUCAAAUUAUUUGAUAAAAUGUAUGUGCAUGUCAUAACAUUGUACUUUUUUCUUUUUUUUUUUUUUUUUUUAAUAUGCAUGUAAUCUCUAAUUACACUGUUGAUCCAUCCUUAACACACCUCUGAACCUGUCCUUAACCUCUGCUUUAUCCCACCUCAGUAGCAAACGUGUUACCUACAUAGUAGUUAAGGCCACUUAAUGUAAAGCGGCACCAAUAACACUUAAAAUUAAGUUAAAUUACAUUAGGAUUUGUUUUUUAUUUAUUUGAAAGCAUGUUUUGUCGUUUUAAUUAGUUGAUAGUUAUGUUAAUGUCUUUCAGGUCGCGUAGUUGAGCAUUACAGGAUAUUAGUUGUUAACCAAAAAAGUGCUAUGAUGAGAAUCGUAUAAUAAUGCAUGUCCGAAACAAACACCUCUAAACUGUUUGUGAACUCACAUUUUUAACAAACAGUUAAUUCUUCGUGAAGCUAGUAGAGAACGCGGCAGUGCCGUGCUGCAUUACCUGUGUGUGUGUGUGUGUCAUGGGUGGACCUUAUAAAGUUACACACACACACACACCUGAUUCAGCCUGAGCUGCUGCAACCUGCGAGAACAGAAGUUUCAGCCGAAGAUCAUGAGUUUACCGGAUUAUAAAUCGUCUGGAAAGCAGUCUUCAGCGCCGGUGCAGUCGAAACCCCAAGUUGUGCAGCUGAACAUUGGAGGCCAUGUCUUCAGCACCACGCUGGGAACCAUCCGUAAAUUCCCGAACUCCACGCUGGCGGACCUGUUCAACGGAUCGACCAAACGCACGGACUCUGAGGGCCGCCGCUCCGUGGACCGCGACGGGACCCAUUUCAAGCACGUCCUGGAGUACCUCCGAACGGAGAGGCUCCCGAGCGAACACCUGCAGGAGGUGCACAGGGAGGCGCUUUACUACGACAUCAAACCUCUGGUCAAAGCCAUCGAGGAGACGCCGCAGUUCUUCGGGGAGACGGUCGGGAGACAGCAGUUCUUGGCCCGCGUGCCGAAUUAUCGAGAGAACCUGGAGGUGAUCGUGCGGGUGGCCAGAGCCGAGGCCGUCGCCUCGCGCUACUCCAAUAUAAUUGUGUGCGUUGUGAGGACAGAAGAUGAUUUAGCCAGAUACACCGAUGCUAUCGACAGCCUCGGCACCCCGAGAGAGUCCGUGGUGAGCUUUGGUCCGUGGAAAGCUCCCGUGUCGGUGGAAGACCUGUUAGACUGCGUCAAAAUGGACAUAGAAGCCAGAGGAUAUAAAGUAAAGAUCCAACCGCACAGCACAGACAAAGGGUUUCUCUUCAAGAGCUACGACUUCUUCUAUAAAUUGAUUUUCACUUGGUGGUGAAGAAUGUCAGUCUCCGGUUCACGACCCGCACACAGGGCCUUAAAAAGUGAAGUUUUACGUAUUAUGCGAUCAGCUUAUCGACAAAUUCAACAUUGACAGCUCCUCGGCUUUCGACAGCUGUCAAUCAUGUGCGAUGGUGUUCUUAUCUGCCAGUAUCUGUUAAACCCUUGUUUAAUAUUGACUCUAGUUGAACGAUCCUGGCCUUUGGCUUAAAAUAGCCACCUGCAUGGAUGUGUGGUUUUUAUCUUUUUUUUUUGUGGCAUGCUUUGGAACAGAAUAUUAUUUUGACUAAUCUGUUUGUAUGCAAUCGGUAUAAUUUAGGUAAAUGCAUAGUUUUAGAUGCUGCAGGAAUAUUUUUGUCUUG